This is a messenger RNA of Hibiscus syriacus, 453 nucleotides long. Its product is annotated as nuclear pore complex protein NUP43-like. The record is from RefSeq and is a predicted model, not a curated record. The coding region runs from base 1 to 453 and encodes 150 amino acids. The transcript has 5 exons. Lineage: Eukaryota; Viridiplantae; Streptophyta; Magnoliopsida; Malvales; Malvaceae. Gene Ontology annotation, molecular function: protein binding. Gene Ontology annotation, cellular component: nuclear pore outer ring.
AUGGGAAGUGCCAAGAAAAAACAUCUGGAAUUAUUCACUCAAUUGAUAUUCACCCAUCACGGAAACACACUUUUCUGCGUUUCACAGGCAGGAGGCUCUUCAGGCACUGUAUUUGCUUGGGAUCUUAGAGCACAACAACAGCCUAUUGUCCUUUCGGGUGCCGGGACAGGUGAGGCUCCAAUUUCUUUGUUAUCUGAAAGUGAAGUUUGGGAAGUUCAGUAUGAUCGCUACACAAGGUCUUCAAACACCAGCAACAUCUCUUCCACACGGAUUCUACCUAUAAUGAUCUGCUCCGAAGAUGGGAUCCUCGCGGUUAUUAAACAAGGUGAAGAACCCUUGGAGCUGCUAGCCGAGCCCUGUGCAGUUAAAUGCUUUGACAUUGAUCAGCAGAAUCCCUCUGAUGUCAUAUGUAGCUCGGAAUGGGAAUCUAUAGCCAUCUUGACAAGGUCUUGA